GAGCUGAUUCCUUCUGGUUUCCUACGCGAGAGUGUUGCUGAGCUGCGGCGGCAGGUCGAUUUCUAGGGCAAAAUCUCCGCCGAGUUUUUGAGGCGCUAGCUACGGCGAGAGCAGGUCGACGAAGGAUUCUCUCGGGUUGCUGAGAUCGAGAUGGCGGGGCGCAAGGAGACCGCGCUUGACCUAGCCAAGUUCGUCGACAAGGGCGUCCAGGUCAAGCUCACCGGCGGCCGCCAAGUUACUGGAACUUUGAAGGGCUAUGACCAGUUGCUGAACCUAGUGCUGGAUGAAGCAGUUGAGUCUGAAAGAGAGCAAGAUGACCCAUUGAAACUGACAACGAAGACCAGACAACUUGGUCUCAUAGUGUGUAGAGGUACUGCAGUCAUGCUGGUGUCACCAACUGAUGGAACUGAUGAGAUUGCCAACCCUUUUCUUGCAGCCGAUGGAGCAUCAUAAGCUUUGUAAUGUCGAUUAGUUCAGAACUGUGUUACCGAAGCUUGUUCUGAAGGAGCUUCUGUUCUGUUGGAAAAACUAACAGUUGAACUUUGUAAUUGUAUCGAGCCACUUAAAACAUCGUUUCUCUGAGAAACCAUGUAUGCUUGUACCC
Lolium rigidum is the source of this 604-nucleotide messenger RNA. RefSeq names its product sm-like protein LSM7. Gene Ontology annotation, cellular component: Lsm1-7-Pat1 complex; catalytic step 2 spliceosome; U6 snRNP. Gene Ontology annotation, biological process: nuclear-transcribed mRNA catabolic process; mRNA splicing, via spliceosome. Gene Ontology annotation, molecular function: RNA binding. Lineage: Eukaryota; Viridiplantae; Streptophyta; Magnoliopsida; Poales; Poaceae. The record is from RefSeq and is a predicted model, not a curated record. Bases 151 to 453 code for a protein of 100 amino acids. The transcript has 5 exons.